ACCACUCAUCGACGUACUCGGCAACCCAUGCUACUCCCUCACUUACACAUUCGCCCGUGAGCGUCUACAAUCGCGCAGGGACGGGCUUUACAUACGCGCAAAAAGAAUGCUUAUCUUCCUUCGCCGUCAAUAGUAGUAAAUGAGCUCCAAUGGGGACCACACGAGAGACUCCCCAGCGCUGCAUGCGCAGGAGUGAGACGAAGCGAGAGGGAGAUUGGAGAGCGGAGAGGAGCGACGGCGUUCACGUAGUCGACUCCACGCGCCGUCGAAUCCUCGUCAAAAGCCCCGCGAAGUGCGCACCCUGGCGUCAAGAGAGGCCUCGUUCCUUGAAACGAAAACAAACCUCCUGCCUCCGCUUGCCUCUCCUCCCCACCUCUCCCUGCGCCUCUCCCAUCUCCCCGCCUCUCCUCCGCCCGAUCUGCCUAUCCCUGUCUCCCCCUACCUCUAUUUUCCUCUCCCCGCCAUCCCCCAUCUCUCGCUGCGUCGCGACUACGCGCUCCCCCGUGCAAUCGUGAGCGAACUGCAGUGUUUCGACCCUCGCGUGCUGCGUGCGAGCGGCAGUCGCCCGCCAGUGCGUAUAUGGUGCGCGUCAUCUCGUCCUGCCACGGCCAAUUCCUCCGGUCGAACGCGGUGACCGCGUCGCGCGCCUCCGCCGACGGAGCGGCGUCUUCUCCUCCGCGGUGUCGAAGCGAGCGGGACCUCUCGGAGGGGCGGGGGCGAGGCCCCCCCCCCCCCUUCACGGGCCAAGCGAGCGGGGGGUGACCCCGAGAGACCCCCGUUCCCGCCUCCUCCCCGUUAUAUAUUCCCGCCCCCACCCUGGCUGACCGUCGCCCACGCACUCGGUCCGCAGCGCCACCGGCGCCUCUGGGCGCGGAACCUCCUCGUUCGCUGCGAUUGACGCGAGGACUCGACGCAGAAGAGAUGGCGACACGAGAGAGCGGGAGCUGCCGGGGAUGAGGAGGAGCCGAGCGCCGUGAUUCGCGACCAGCGCCGGCCAUCGCUGCUCCAUCCUUCACCCCCUUCUCGCCUCCAUCGCACGCUCUGCGGUUCUCCGAGCGGGCUGAGAACACCCGCCUCGCGGCUCUCUCGCUUCUCGCAGGAGGAGCGGCGACUUCAGGCAGCGGGGCCCACGGGGGGAGGCGGACGCGGCCGAUUCUAAUUGGGCCCGCGGGACAGGAGCGACCGGAGAUCGCUUCUCGUUCUGCUGCGGCCGCUCUUGCUGUCGCUCUUGCUGCCGCUGCUGGUUCGCGGCUAUAAUUGGCGCAGGGAGGGGCCAGGUUCGGUCGCGAGUUGCGUCUGGACUGUGGCGAUCGCGGCGCCGCUGGGACCUGAGACGUCGCACGAGGCCCAACGCGCACGGUUGUGUGGGGGGGGGGGGGCCGCGAGAGAUGAGGUCCUUUGCCCUCGGAGGGCGCUUUGAUAACAGCUCCGCUCCCGGGUCGCUGGUGCCACGCUGACUGAGGCUGGGAACCCGACUUCGACGGACCGAUCGCGCGCUACUCCCCGGGAGCCCCAGACCGGAGACCCCGGAGAGCAGAAAGCGUGGGACCCCCCCCCCCCCCCCACCUCGGCGUGCGCCAUGGUUCUCCUGGCGUGGGCGCUCCUCGUGUGGCUGCAGCGCGCCUCCAGCGCCGACGCGUCAGGCCCGGGAGUUUACGCCCCCCCUGAGGCAAGAAUCGUCUCCACGGGGCAGUCGUGCAAUGGACAAGAUGAGGGUCAGAGCGAGCGCGCGUUCGCCGUGCGCGAGGGGGACACCCUAGAGCUCACCUGCAUCGUCAAGGGUCACCCCCACCCACAGAUUCGCUGGACCAAGACGUCGAGCACGAGCUCGGACAAGUUGCAGGAGAUGAAUCUGUCCAACGAGACGCUGCGCAUCAAGAACAUCACGCGGCAGCAGGCGGGCUACUACUGCUGCCGCGCCGAGAACGGGAUCGGGCAGCCGGCCAUAUUCUCCUCCCGUGUGGACGUUCACUACCUGGACCCGCCCGUGCUCAUGGUCCACCAGAACGUGGGGGAGGCGAAGUACUACCAGGAGCGAACCACCUUCCUGCGCUGCUCCGCCAACUCGAGCCCCCCCGCACAGAUCACGUGGCUGCGCGGGGGCCACGUGGUCAAGCAGGAGCAGGACGACGGCAUCAGCGUCUACAAGCCGCUCUUCGUGAAGGACGAGCCCAUGGUGCUGAAGCUGAAGAACAUGCGGGACAGGGACUACACGACCUACAGCUGCGUGGCGUCCGUGCGCAACGUGUGCGGCAUCGAGAACCUCACGGCGAGUUUCCAGCUCACAAACAAGACCGCGCCCCCGCAGAGCCGCAUCCGCGACGCGGAGAGUCUGGUGAUCAACCCAGGUGACAGGGUCUUCGUGCAGUGCGACGCCGUGGCGGGGUACCCCCACCCCUCCCUCUCGUGGUCACGCCUUGGGGGGCGACUGCCCCCCAACAGUUGCGUCUCGGGAGGGAAUUUCAGCCUGGCGCGGGCGCACCGUGAGGACGCGGGCACGUAUUACUGCGAGGCGUUUAACCGCGUGGGCGACCCCUACCGCCGGCCCGUCACCAUUGUGGUGCGAACUCUGCGCCAGGGCCGCUUUUGGAUCACCCCGGACCCGUACGUAGAGGAUGGAAACAUCACGAUCGGCCGCGGGGUGAAUAUCACGUGCCAGGUGGAGGCCGUGCCUCUGGAGGAACUCACGUACACCUGGUACAAGAACGGGCGCGUGCAGUCCAGCACGGGCCACAUGGUGAUCACGCCCGCCGACGUGGACAUCCACCCGGGCACCUCCAGCCUCGCCAUCAUCAACCUCAAGUUCACCGAUUUCGGCACCUACACGUGCGUGGCGUCGCUCAACAAUUACGCCAUCCCCAACAUCAGCAUCGACGUGAACAUCUCGAGCAGCACUGUGGCCCCCACGGUGACGGUGCCCAGGGGCCGCUCCGUGGUCACGGUGAGGGAGGGCAGCGUGGCGGAGCUGCAGUGCGUGGUGAGCGGCAAGCCCAAGCCCGUGCUGCUGUGGUCCCGCGCCGACCGCGACGCUCCGAUGCCGGACGGGGCACCGCACACCGAGAGCCACGACGGGACCCUGCGCUUCGUCAACGCCACGCGCAACAUGACCGGCACCUACCGCUGUCAGACGGGCCGCUACAAUGGCUUCAAUGUCACCCCCCGCGAGGCCAACGUACAACUCAUCGUGCAGUACCCCCCGCAGGUGGAGCCCGUGGCGAGCGAGAUCCGUCAGGCGCUGGGCCGGCGUGUGUCGAUGCGCUGCGCUGUGCUGCGCGCGUUGCCCGCGAGGCCCCUCGAGUACGAGUGGCGACGCGGGGGCCCCGUGCUGCGCUCGGGCCUCGUCGAGUCCCUGGACAUCGCGAGCCUCUCGGCCGGAGACUACGGCUCCUACACGUGCACCGUGACCAACGAGGCCGGGUCCUCGAGGUGCCUCUUCAACGUCACCGGCCGUGCCUACGCACCAGAGUUCUACUACAACCGGUCUCACCCGAUCCGCACGGUGGGCGGCAUGUACGCCUACCAGCUCGAGUGGACCCAGGCGCUGCCGGAGGCUGUGGACCGCGUCAAGACCUACAAGCUUGAGUACCGCCAGGUGGGCACGUUGCUGUGGCGCAGGGUGACCCUGCAGGCGCAGCCCCUGGGGCGCGGGCAGCUGCACGAGCACGUUCUCCCCGACCUGCAGCGGCCCCACUCCUACCAAGUGCGGCUCACGCCCGUCUCGCAGUUCGGAGAGGGAGACACGGCCGCCUUCCUCGUCCAUUACAAAGAGGACCCACCUCCCUUUCCCUCGUACCCCCUAGAUCCCAACGGCUCGGGAACCCUCACCCCUGCCUCCGCCUGUCAAUUUGAGGAGAAUCUCUGCGGCUUCGCGGCGGACCCGACGGGGACGUUCAACUGGACGAGGCGAAGCCCCCUGACCAGGCCCAGGAGGCCGCCCAACACGGGGCCCACCCUGGACCGCCACAACACCUCGACGGGUCACUACAUGCUCUUGGAGGCGUCGAAUCCGCGCCGUGCCGGGGACAGGGCGCGUCUCCUGAGCCCCUGGUACAGCCCCCCGUGGCGCACCCACUACGGGAAGGUGAACAAGGACAUCUGCCUCAUCUUCUACUACCACGUGUACGGCAAGCACGUGGGCGCCCUCAAUGUGUACGUCAGAGCGGAGGGAGUCCCCGACAGCCGAGUGUGGGGUCGCAGCGGCAACCAGGGAAACGCGUGGCACCACGCCGCCGUAGGCAUCGUGCCCCUGAAACGCUUCCAGCUGGUGUUCGAGGGGGUGCGUGGGAACGGGGAGGAGGGGGACAUGGCCUUGGAUGACAUCUCCGUGAUGCAGGGGCGAUGUGAGCGCUACGUCAACCUCAAGCCCUCGGCAGGAGUAGCCAGUCCCCUGGGCCGCGCGGGGAGGCCCCGCCGUGCCCACGCGUGGCUCGUGGUCGCGGGGUCUCUCGGCAUCUUCCUGCUCGGCAGAUGAUGGCGAGGAGCAGCCCCGUCCAUGCACACGCACGCGUGCACACUUGUACACGUGUGUCCACACACACACACCUACACACGUCGGUUAACAGAGUCCGGGGACAAGCGCUGUAAGCAAGUAGCACCUAUGGAGGCCGGCAUGGCACACGAGGUGAUGGAUCGCCAACGCCAAACCCUCGUGGCGAUGUUUACACAUCGCACCAGGUACUCAUUUGAGGCUGAGUCGACCUAGGAGGGGCCCAGGAACGGUUCAGAUAAUCGUCACUGGUGCUGACCGUGAGCGAGAAUCGAACUCGGGUCACAGGGUUCGUAGCGUAGCGCGCUAACAUUACACAGACACCUGUGCACACACCCCCAUAAACACGUGUGGCACCUACACCUUUUCGGCACACCUGUGCCUACAGCCACAUUGCAUACACACCUGUUGACACACACUCCUCACACGCACACCCUCCUCGCUCGGGGACCACAGCCCGGGCUCCUCCGCACUCACGCCUCCCACCCCCGAGGAUGAGCUCUCACCUGGAGCCCCAGGAGGUUGGACACCAGGUGGAGGUGGUGGUGGAGGAGUAGGUGGGGGGUAGUAUCCCCGCAUUCCCGGCUCCUCAAGACGUCACGCAUUGUCCCCUGCCGUGCGGGAGGCGCUUGCUGGAGGAGGAGGAGGACGAGGGGACUCCACCAGCUGGGAGCACGGAGAGGCUCCACGUGGACAGUGGGGCGAGUGGGGGGCUCCACUGCGCCCGCAGCACGGGGCCUGAUGCCGCUCACAGCUGGAACUGCAAAACGCGCUCCGAGUCGCGGCGGCGGCGGUGGAAAACGGGAGGGGGGUGGUGGUGGGAGGGGUCCGAGAGGGACACGCGGGGCCCCCCGCGGAGUCGUCGCCUGUAUUAAUCUCGCGGUUAUGAGCAUUGAGUGUAAUCCCUGUUAUGAGACAAUGCCUCCAUGUUAUGAAAGUGCAGUAUUAAGCCAUACCUAUGAUUAUUAUUAUUCACACUACGAGUGUUAUGAGUAUUGCCAUGAUGAUGACGGUUAUUGUUAUUGUUGGUACUUCUGGGCAUCACUAAGCCGGGCAAGCUGUGGCCCGUGGGGCCCCCCCUGAGCUUCCCGAGGGUCCGUGGGGUCCCCGAGAAUUCGGGGUCCGGGCGCGUAGCCCCCCUCCCCCCCCCCCCCCCCUGCGCGUCUCGGCCCAUCCAUCCAGGGGAACGAGGCGAGAACGUCAUUGGCAGCGGAGACCACCAUGGCAAUGCCAACACUCACCUGGCCUUGGGACUAGAGCAGUGUUCUUCACGAAUUUUCAGAGAGGGGGGCACUUUCGCCGAUAAGACAUCAUCAGUGUGUGAGGACCGCCACACAUUUGAAAGCAUUGGGGGUUUGACAGCAGCGCGAUGAUGAUUGGGGGGGGGGGGGGUGAUUUCACAUUUGCGUUUUAUCGGGAGCCGCACGUGAGAGGCCGCAGUAAAGGCGCCAAGGGACCUCCAGUGGCCCGCGGACCUUGCAACGAAGAACACUGGACUAGAGCAAUGGGGCCUGGCACCCUGGCUACCGCACAUGGGACUUGUGGUCUAGGACGUGGAGCCUAGGAGCUGUCCUCUGGAAACUGGGAACCGGUCACUUGGACCUAGAAUCCAGGAGCUUGGGACUGCGACCUAGGCCGCGUGACCCGGCCUGGGCGCGCAUUGGCUCGCGGACCAAGCGCCUUGACCCCCGGUAUCACGAAGCUCUGGGGGUGGCACAGGCUAGGGGCGCGGCACCGUAAUGGGCAUGUCCGUUACGGCCCAAGUGGAACCAGGAACCAAUGGAACCCAGUGGAACCAGUGAACCCAGUGGAACCCAGUGGAUCCAGGAUCCAGUGGAACCAGGAGCCAGUGGGACCUAGUGGAACCAGGAAUCAGUGGAACAAGGAACCAGUGGAACCAGUUAAUCCAGUGGAACCCAGUGGAAUCCAGUGAACCCAGUGGAACUAGGGGUGCGACCCGAGUCUCGCAUCUUCAUCCUGGAGCGACCGCUUGAUCCUGAGCCUCGUCGUCUGUAAUAUUAACUGCGAUGGGGGGGGGGACCCCCUCCUUCCCUCUCAUCUUCACCCUCUCUUCUCUUGAAUCUCUCCCCUCCCCCUUUCUCAUCUCUCCCCUUGCAUCUCUCCUCUCACGUAUCUUCCCUCUCAUCUCUGCCUCACCUCUUUAUCUCGCUCUCUGGAUUGCUGCAACACUUUCCACAAGGCUGCCUACACUGCACCAUCACAACCCCCCUCACCACAACCGAAUCUACACCAACAACCUACCCACCAAAUCAACACCGGACUCGCUACACCACACACCACACCCUCUACUACCACAUCCACAUCGACACCACAACCCAUCCACCGCAUCGCUACACCCAAAACUACACUAUCAGACCCGACUCGCCACACAUCACACCCCAACCUAGACCAGCACACCGUACUCACCACACCACAGCCUAGCAACCAAACCCCAACCUUACUCACCACGCAAUCGCGAACCCACCCCUGCCCAGACACCGCCACCCAUCCCUCACCCCCUCCAGGCGUCGCGCCCGAUAAGAAGCACAAUCCGUCCUGACCCACGUCGCGAGUGGCGGCGGAGGAGAUGUACAGAUUUUACACCAAAUCCACAAUAAACACCCCGUGUUUACUC
This is a messenger RNA of Petromyzon marinus (sea lamprey), 7121 nucleotides long. RefSeq names its product MAM domain-containing glycosylphosphatidylinositol anchor protein 2-like. Gene Ontology annotation, biological process: synapse organization; homophilic cell-cell adhesion. The record is from RefSeq and is a predicted model, not a curated record. Gene Ontology annotation, cellular component: plasma membrane; axon; neuronal cell body. Gene Ontology annotation, molecular function: protein binding; axon guidance receptor activity. Lineage: Eukaryota; Metazoa; Chordata; Hyperoartia; Petromyzontiformes; Petromyzontidae.